AUGUGUCACGUGUGCACGAGCGCCACCGAUCUGAGUAGUUGUCAGGCAACCACCAUGUGUACUGCUGGUCAGGUGUGUUUUACGGAAGUAAGCCACAUGGGCAACACAUCAGUGUAUUCAAUGGGCUGCUCCGAUUUGCAGCAAUGUGGUCCUCCUGUCGGUUCGAUAAUGGGGCCAGUGAUCGGGCGGUCCGUGGACGCCAGGCAGGCCGCAGCACCUUACUGCCACAACUGCUGCACCGCCCCCGGUUGUAAUCUCAACAUUUGCAAGUCAGGCAACGACACGUACCGGCUGUUUUAUUUCGACUUUCGGGGACGCGGAGAACUGACUCGUAUGAUCUUCAAGUACAUGGACCAACCCUUCACAGACAUCAGAAUAAAUUUCCAGGACUGGCCCGCCAUCAAAUACACAUUCCCCCAGUACGUAAUUCCUGUCCUGGAGGUGGACGGCCGGGUGAACAUAACACAGAGCAUGGCCAUCGUCCGCUACCUGGCCAGGAAAUAUGACCUGUACGGACGGACGGAGAUGGAGAUGGCGUAUGUCGACCAGCUCAUAGAGACUUCCGUAGACUUCUUCGCCGCCGUCCAGAAGUUCGCGCUAAUCCAGGAUCCGCAGGAAAACGCUGCGAAGAAAGCUGAAUUUAUGAAGACGGAUGCGCCCAAGUACCUAGGCUUUCUCGAUGAUCUGGUAAAAGCCGGCGGGCACGGGCACUUCGCCGUUGGUAACGCCUUCACGGUGGCCGAUCUAUUGUUGUACGUCUAUGUUGAGGCCUCUCAAGCGCAGAAGACGCCCAUUGAAUCUCCACUACUUGCCAACUAUACGCGACUCGCCAACAACCGGAAGUACGUUGAGCAGAUCCCAAACAUCGCCGCCUACCUCGCCAGCCGCCCUGUAACACCCAUAUGAGCGAC
Molecule: messenger RNA, 911 nt
Organism: Mya arenaria
Lineage: Eukaryota; Metazoa; Mollusca; Bivalvia; Myida; Myidae
Product: hematopoietic prostaglandin D synthase-like
Exons: 8
Coding region: 1-906 (301 amino acids)
Biological process (GO): glutathione metabolic process
Molecular function (GO): glutathione transferase activity
Source: RefSeq, a predicted model, not a curated record